Molecule: messenger RNA, 513 nt
Organism: Centruroides sculpturatus (bark scorpion)
Lineage: Eukaryota; Metazoa; Arthropoda; Arachnida; Scorpiones; Buthidae
Product: craniofacial development protein 2-like
Exons: 1
Coding region: 1-513 (170 amino acids)
Source: RefSeq, a predicted model, not a curated record
AUGAUUAUUGGUGAUUACAACGCUAAAGUUGGAAUGGGAAGACGGGAAGAUCUGAUAGGAGACUUUGGGUUGGGUCUAAGCAAUGAGAGAGGUGACAGACUUUUUGAAUUCUGCCAGGAAAAUGAUAUGGUAAUUAAGAACACUUGGUUCAAAUUACCAAAAAGAAGACUCUACACCUGGAAAUCACCUGCUGAUAAAAAUCAAACACCAAUUAGAAAGCAGAUAGACUACAUACUCAUUAAUAUACGUUACAGAAACUGCGUAACACGGGUGACAACAUUCCCUGGCGCAGAUAUUGGUUCUGACCAUGUUCCACUGGUGGCAGACAUCAAACUAAAAUUAAAGUCAAUUAAACCAAAGUGCAGAAGCCAACACUAUGAUAUUACGAAAAUAGAAAUACUACAAUUUAGAAAACAAGUAAAAGAAGAAUUGAAUAAGGAAUGGAUGAUGGAAAAGAUGAAUGAUGGAAGAGAUACUGGACUUAAUGGAAAAACGAAGACUAACAAAAAAUGA